UCCCGAACCUGCAGCGGAAGUGCAAGUGUCUUGAGCCGAGCCCUGCCCUGUGUAACUAGUCUCUAGUAAUCUCACGCGUGGGUACCUGUGGUGGAGGAAGCGUGUCUUCCCGGGAGGGAAGGCGGGCCCAGCACGAGUUAGAAUGCUUCCGUGCCCCAGCUCUAGCCGCUUUCAUUUAGCUGUCUGUCUCGGGGUGGGCCGGUGGUUACCCUGCGGUACAGCGUGUGCUGGUUGACUAGGCUGCCGUGAGAACGCUUCAUAGUGGGAGAAAGGGGCGUGGGCUGUGGAAAGCUGCCGCUUGGAGCCCCGAGUUCUGUCCCAGAAGGGCUGUUUUGGGAGAAAUAGUGGUAACUUUUGCCAAAGACUGUUCCAGACGCCGUAAGGUUUGAAUCCUGGAGCACAGUUGCACCAGGUGCAGUUAGAAUCGAAGCCAGAGACACUAUUAAAUGUGGCUGGAAGGCCAGAGGCAAGACUUCGGGAGAUGAUCUUUCUCAAGUGUUGGAGCUGACCUGUAGCUCAGAUAAGGGAACCGCGGCCAGCUAAGGAGGCCAUGAUCCAUGUAACUUCAGAUUCAUGUCAGCAUCAAGCCCUCAGCCGCUGGUGGCAGCUGCCCAGCAGACCCUGGGCGUGGGAAAGAGAAGAGGCCCGCCUCGAGCUGUCUGCCUUCAGCUAGCAGGCGAGGUGCUGGCUGUGGCCCGCGGGCUGAAGCCGGCUGUGCUCUAUGAUUGCAACUCUGCGGGCGGGUUGGCGCUCCAAAGCUAUCUGAGGGAACUGCAGGGCGUGGGCUUCCUGACGCCAGGGCUUCACGUUCUUGAGGUCGGAGAAAAUUACCUCAUUGUCAGUCCUGAGCGUGCCUGCCAGCACUUGGAGCAGGCACUGCUUGGUACCGUGGCUUUCGUGGACGUUUCCUGCUCCCAGCCUCAUCCUUCCGUCUGCUCACUGCACCAGCUACCCGACUUGAAAUCUCUUACAGCCGAGAUCAUGGCACAUUUUCGAGGACUGCAGAAGAAUGUGUCUCUGGGAGUCUCCUACAGCAAGCUGCAGUCAGCAAACUGGAACCUCUGCACUGUCUUUGGGAUACUCCUGGGCUAUCCUGUCUCUUACACGUUUCACCUGAACCAUGGAGAUGGCAACUGCUUAGCCAUGACGCCCCUGCGGGUGUUCACUGCCCGGGUCUCGUGGCUGCCUGGCCAACUUCCAGUCCUUCUCUACUCCUUUAGUGUUCCAGAGCGUUUGUUCCCAGCCCUGAGGGACUUUGUGAGUGCCUGGGAGCAGGAACUCAGAACCCGGUUUAGGACUCAGAAUGCCUUUGCGGACCUCAGCAUCUCCUCUGAGGUAGUCACGCUGCCUGCUGUGGCCCUCUGAUUUAACUCUGCCCAUUGAGAAGGUAUUAGGGAGAGGCUAUCUCUGGGUGGAAGAUGUCAAUUGAGAUUCUUGGGAAUGGUGCAAGAAUCCAUUGACCAUGUGCAAUCCAUUGACCACAGAUGUGAAUGGGGAAUGUUGGCAGCAGUACCAUGGUUUUCAUUUCUAUAUUAGUUCCUAGGAACUGAGUGAAGGUGCCUGCUUGUGUGGGAGGAGGAGCCUUGUGGGAGGAGGAGCCUUGUGGGAGGAGGAGACAUACACCGCGGGAUGGCAGCCUGCACUGAGUAAACUGUGCCUUCGAAGGAAGGGGAAUGUUUGCAUGUUUAUGUGACUCUAAUGGAAUUAGGGUAUGAGACCAUUGUUUUUAAGUGUCACAAUUCUUUAUUUCUCAAGAAUACACAGUUCUAAAGAAUAGUCUUGCGAGAUAAAGUUUAUUUACAGCAAGGUUUAAAAAACAACAACAACUAGGAACCCAGAGUCACUUGGUAGGAAACCCUAAGUUGUAAGGCACCAAAACCUUACAACGUUUUUCACGGAGUUUGCUUCUGAAUGUCACUCCAGUAGACGCCGGAAGUUGUUCAGAUCACCAGGCUGCCCUUGUUUGCCAGGAACACUGCCAGUGCUGUAGCAACCAGCAGCAGCAGCACUGGGAGCCACUGGCCACUCUGCCUCUGUGGAAGGAGGUGGAGACAGGAGAGAGCAGCCGUGAGCUGGAGGAAACGUGGGCAAGGAUCGUCCCCCGGUAAUUUAACCGGGCAGAAAACCUCACGCUGGUGGCGGGGAGCAGCCAUGAGCUGGAGAAAAUGUGGGCAAGGAUCGUCCCCUGGUAAUUUAACCCAGCAAAAAAACCUCCCACUGGUGGCAGAUGGGCCUUUUUUGGCCUCAGUGUCUGCACAUUUAUUUUCACCUCCCUUGAGAUAAACCACUUUACUAGUGGCCUAGAGACUCAUAUCCAAUAGGAGACAGAUACUUAAAUGCUGACAUGAGUAAUCGAAGUGGCAAAAUAAUAAUCUCUUUGAAUGCCUCAGUAUUUUUGCAAUCUUCUUCCUGUCCUUGUUCACAAUAAAAAGCCGCCUUUCAUGCUUGAACCAGCGUGGGUUAAGUAUCCUUUUUCUGAAAUGCUUGGGAUUAGGCAUCUUUCAAAAAAUUUUUGGUAAUAUACCAGUUGAGCAGACCUAGUAAAAAGACAUCCUAAUCCCAAAUGCUCCAAAAUCGUCUGAAGCACCAUGCUUGUGUGUGCAGUGUUUUUGAUCUAGAGCAUGUCUGGUUUCCAGAGUCGGGGCCUUCUAGUGUUUUCCAGACUCCAGAGCGGCAUAGAAAUUGGGUGCAUCAGAGACAGUGUUGUUUUCAUGGUCGUUGUGUUGUUGGCACAGGGUAAAGUGGAGUGGACAGGGCAGCCAGGUGUUGCUGGGGCCUGAUACAUUUUUUUCUGUUUUUUGUUUCUGGUUUUCUGAGAUAUUUCAGUCUUUCUCCUAUCACAUUUCAGAAAAAUGUUGAGUUAUAAGCUUUGUUGUGCUGUACAUAAUUGCAUUUUACACAUGAAAAUGCUAAAAAUUUUUUACGUUAUUGUUGAUGGUGGUGGUGGUGGGGUGUGUGUGUGUGUGUGCAUGCUAACAUCACAGUGAAUGUGUAUGAGUAAGAAGACAAUUCUUGGCGUCACUUUCUCCUCCCAUGUGGGUCCCAGGGACUGAAUUCAGGUCAUCAGGCUUGGCAGUGUGCUUCUGUACCUACUGAGCCAGUUUCCUGGCCCCAAUACAUGUAAAUGCUUUCAUGUGA
Molecule: messenger RNA, 3138 nt
Organism: Psammomys obesus (fat sand rat)
Lineage: Eukaryota; Metazoa; Chordata; Mammalia; Rodentia; Muridae
Gene: CUNH1orf74
Product: chromosome unknown C1orf74 homolog
Exons: 2
Coding region: 574-1365 (263 amino acids)
Source: RefSeq, a predicted model, not a curated record